AUGAUGGCUGCGCCUAUUCUCCUCUCCCCAUUACCCUCCUCCUCCCUCCCACACCCCCCUCUUCCCUCUCCUCCCCUCUUCACCCACCCUUCUCCUACCCCCCUCUUCCCCUCCGCAGCAUGGAGUGCAUGGUGUGGUACGACGCGGCCACCAUGGGCCCCAUGCAUGGUGUGGUACGACGCGGCCACCAUGGUCCCAAUGGCGCCGCCCGCUGCCACGUCAGCGCCAGCUGGCAGCGUGAUCAAAUCCGCCCUUGCGGGCGGGCUGGCCUCGGGAUUGUCGACAUGCCUCAUGCACCCCUUGGAUACCAUCAAGGGGCUCAAUCGGCCAUACUGGGGCACUGCAUUGCGCACCCAACCCAACCCAACCGCUCCAUACCUAUCACCCGCGCUCGUCCUCCCUCCCUCACCACCAGACUCGUCAGAAGUCAUCAGAUCAGCACCAUUCAUCGGCAUCCAGGGGAUGUACCGGGGAGCUCUGCCCACCAUCCUGGGGCACUUUUUUGCAAGCCAUCCUCGGGCAGUUUGCAAGCCAUCCUCGGGCAGUUUGCAAGCCAUCCUCGGGCAGUUUGCAAGCCAUCCUUUCUUCUUCUUGCUCCCCGGUUCUCCCACCCUCCUUCACUACAACCGCGAGACGCGCGUGCAAGCCUCUUCAGCCUCCCUUUCAAAGGUGGUGCGAUCCGUGCCUUACAUCGGCAUACAGGGAUUGUACCGGGGAGCCGUGCCGGCCAUCCUGGGGCAGUUUGUGAGACGACCAAGCCCCAUCUCUCUCAAGCUGCCCUUCCUCUCACUCCCUCCUUCCCUCCCUCCUUGCCACCACCAGACCCGCGUGCAAGCCUCCUCAGCCUCGCUCUCCGAGGUGGUGCGAUCAGUGCCAUCCAUCGGCAUUCAGGGAUUGUAUCGCGGAGCCCUGCUGGCCAUCCUGGGGCAGUUUGUGAGACGACCAAGCCCCAUCUCUCUCAAGCUGCCCUUCCUCUCACUCCCUCCUUCCCUCCCUCCUUGCCACCACCAGACCCGCGUGCAAGCCUCCUCAGCCUCGCUCUCCGAGGUGGUGCGAUCAGUGCCAUCCAUCGGCAUUCAGGGAUUGUAUCGCGGAGCCCUGCUGGCCAUCCUGGGGCAGUUUGUGAGACGACCAAGCCCCAUCUCUCUCAAGCUGCCCUUCCUCUCACUCCCUCCUUCCCUCCCUCCUUGCCACCACCAGACCCGCGUGCAAGCCUCCUCAGCCUCGCUCUCCGAGGUGGUGCGAUCAGUGCCAUCCAUCGGCAUUCAGGGAUUGUAUCGCGGAGCCCUGCUGGCCAUCCUGGGGCAGUUUGUGAGACGACCAAGCCCCAUCUCUCUCAAGCUGCCCUUCCUCUCACUCCCUCCUUCCCUCCCUCCUUGCCACCACCAGACCCGCGUGCAAGCCUCCUCAGCCUCGCUCUCCGAGGUGGUGCGAUCAGUGCCAUCCAUCGGCAUUCAGGGAUUGUAUCGCGGAGCCCUGCUGGCCAUCCUGGGGCAGUUUGUGAGACGACCAAGCCCCAUCUCUCUCAAGCUGCCCUUCCUCUCACUCCCUCCUUCCCUCACUCACCACCAGACGCGGGUACAAGCCUCCUCAGCCUCGCUUUCAGAGGUGGUGCGAUCGGUGCCAUCCAUCGGCAUCCAGGGAUUGUACCGGGGAGCGCCGCCCGCCAUUCUCGGGCAGUUUGCGAGCCAUGGGGUGCGCACGGGCGCGUAUGAAGCUUCCAAGAUGCUUCUCACGAGCAUGCUGCCGAACCUCACAGAGUACCAGGUCCAUCCAGUGGCCUCCCUCUGCUCCACAGUGCUGGGCACGGCACUCCGCAUUCCCUGUGAGGUCCAACCAGUGGCCUCCCUCUGCUCCACAGUGCUGGGCACGGCUCUCCGCAUUCCCUGUGAGGUGCUGAAGCAGCAGCUGCAGGCAGGGCUCUACAGCAGCACAGGAGCGGCGCUCAGGGCGACGCUCAAGGAGGGCGGGGUGAAGGGGCUGUUCCGAGGGACCACCGCCACGCUGUGCCGGGAGGUCCCGUUUUACGUUUUUGGGAUGCUGAUUUACCUGCAAGUCAAGCGGGUCACUUGCCAUGUGCUGCGCCGGGAGCUCGCCCCCUGGGAAACCCUCCUGCUGGGCGGCUUCUUGCACUCUCUACUUGUCGUCACUCGCCAUGUGCUGCGCCGAGAGCUCGCCCCCUGGGAAACCCUCCUGCUGGGCGGCUUCUCGGGCGGCAUGGCAGCGAUCGCCAUCACGCCAUUCGACGUCAUCAAGACACGCAUGAUGACGUCGCCGCCCGGGGCGGCAGCGGCCGGCAUGCUGACAGUUGGCGCGAACCUAUUGGCCACGGAGGGGGUGGGGGCGCUGUAUAAGGGCUGGCUGCCGCGGUUCUUCUGGAUUGCACCGCUUGGAGCAAUGAACUUUGCUGGGUAUGAGCUGGCGAAGCAGGCGAUAGAUGAUGUGGGGGAGGAGGGGAAAGAGGCGUAG
Messenger RNA from Closterium sp. NIES-65, 2469 nucleotides. The record is from the annotation of a GenBank genome assembly. NCBI's taxonomy places the organism in Eukaryota, Viridiplantae, Streptophyta, Zygnematophyceae, Desmidiales, Closteriaceae.